AUGGCAGGCCCUCUCCUUCUCUCCUUCUCUCCCCCGGAGGACUCCUGCCUCGCGGGGAUCCUGCCCGGCGAUCCGCCGGACUUCUCACUUCCCACGUACUGGCUCGCACAUCCGGGCCACUGGCCCAGGAGGGUUGCAGAAAACUUGCCAAAGACCAUCUGCGGUUUGCAAGCGGAUGGAACGAAGACCUGCGAAGCAACGGAUCAGUACAGCGACAGCCAGUCCUCUGAGGUGGCAGCAGACCUCUUCUACCUGCAUGGCACGAUGGAAGGCAUGGGGAACCGCGCCUCCAUCGAUCGCUAUGACAAGGAGGCCUUCCAGAGCAAAGCCUUCAACACCCGGCACCAGAUGACCAUUGUCACGGCCUUCACUUCUGCAUGCCGAGCUUACGCUCCUCUUUACCGCCAGGCCGCCAUGGGCGGCUCCUGGGACCUCGCCUACCAGGACGUCUUGGCUGCCUUUGAGCAGUUUUUGUCGGAAGUCGGCAGCGAGCGUCCAAUCGUCCUGGCGGGCCACUCGCAAGGAUCCCUACACAUCAUCCGCUUGGUGAAGGAGCGGAUCCAAGGCGACCCAGCGCUCAUGCGCCGGCUCUGUGCCGUCCAUGCACCGGGCAUGGGACAGUGGAUGGAGCCUUCGCCCCUGCCCGUCGACCGGGCUCCGAACGACCCUCCGAGCACCCCAGCCGUGGCCAUCUGGGCAGCAGCCACCCCAGAGGCCGGAGCAGUAAAUGGAGUGCGGGACUUUGCCAACCCUUGCGCCUGGACGAGGGGAGAGCACCUUGGUGUCCUCUUGCCAGAUGAUGACACCAAGCUCCCGGUGCUGCACAGGGGGCUGGUCCAACGGGCGGAAGUGGUCGACGGCCUGCUGCGAGUCCACCCUGCGCCUUCGGCCGAUGGCACCUUGACGAAGCUCCACAUGGGACAUCAUGACCGGGCCGGGGGCCGUGACUCGAAACAGCAUUUCAUCGGCUUAGCAUCAAAGCAGAAAAGCGCAGCCCGACAUGUCUCAACCAACAUGGUCUUCGACUGGAUAUGCAAGAGGCGGGUCUUCCGAGUGAACCUUUUUGAUGUUCAGAGCACAGCUUUCAAGGGGUGGCUGCCUUCCGCACGUAGACGCUAUGACGCGCUACGCGGAGUUCUGAGCAGCCGACAGGACCUGAAGGUUCGCGCUUGGACGGCCAGGGGGGACCAUGCACGAGCGCAGGAAGUCCUGGAGCAGGCCUUAGAGUCGGCCAGGGGCCGUGAGGACAAGGUCGUCGAAGCUGCAGCACUUCAGUCGCUGGUGGGCGUUCAUCUCGCCCGGAAAGCUGCCACUGCCGCGAUCGACUGUGCGCAGGAGGCUGCCAAAGUCCAGGAGACGUUGGGGAACCAAGCAGCGGAGGCUGGUGCUUGGCACCUCGCGGCGCAGCUCCUCUUGAAGGCAUCGAAUGCCCCUGAGGCCCUUCGCUGUGCCCAGGCGGCACGGCGCGUGCACAAAGGCUGCAGUGUGAGCGCUGCCGAAGAGGCCACCGUCCUCCAGACGCUGUCAGCGGCCCACUUGGCCAAUGGCGAUGCGACCAAAGCCCUGGAGGUGGCCAAUGCAGGCCGCGAGCUUUGCAAGCAGGAAGCAGCCGAAGGUGGCGAAGCGCUCUGCGCGCUCCGCGACAACCUGGCAGAGAUGGUCGCCACCCGCCGAUCAAGUGCACUUUCGGUUCUGGCCGUCCUCUGUUUGGUCGCUGCCCCAAGCUUCGUGGGCUUGAGGCAGUCCAAAGCCCGUGGCCUGGCACUCCAAGCAGAGCCCAAGCCUGCCUUCAAAGGCGACAAGCCCAAGCAUCCCAUCCUGGACAGUGGCUGCACCGAGCUCAUGCAGGCAGCCUACAAGGGAGACACCAAGAAGGUGAAGGCUCUCGUCGAUGGGGGUGCAGACGUCAACCAGCAAGAUGCCUAUGGCUGGACGGCUGUUCGUUACGCCGUCAGGAACAGGCAAGUCCAGAGCACUCAGACCCUUCUGGAUCUGGGGGCCGACGUGAACAUCGCAUCCAAGACCGGACGGACUCCCCUGAUGUCGGCGGCCGGCAAUGGCCUCGAGGAGCUCUGUAAAAUGCUGGUGGAGCAAGGGGAUGCAGACAUCAUGGCUGCAGAUGAAGGUGGCAAGACUGCCUACGACCUGGCCCUGAGGACUGGGCCUCUGGGCAGCGACCUGAUCCGCGACCUUGUUGCAGGCGGGCAGACUCCCGGUGCCGGCGAGGAAGGCUGGAAGAGGAACCCAGGUGCCUAA
Molecule: messenger RNA, 2256 nt
Organism: Symbiodinium sp. CCMP2592
Lineage: Eukaryota; Dinophyceae; Suessiales; Symbiodiniaceae
Source: the annotation of a GenBank genome assembly